CAGUGAAGGUGCUCUAAUGUGUGAGGGUUUGGAUAUAUGCAAAUGGCAUAGGCCACCAAACUGAACCAUUUCAUUCCGAGAAAAUGUGUUUAUUUUCGAACAGUACACAUCAUUAGAAAAUUGAAGAUCGAAGUUCGGUAAAUUUCCCCAGCUGAAAUAUGUUGUGAUUUAAUUUUAAAUUUGCUGUUUAUUAUAUUUUGAAAAUUCCCUGCACAUGCGUUUCAAACAAUGAAUCACUGUUUCCGUACCACUUACGUUUCGAUGUACCGUUAGUCGCGGAAAGAAUUUGAACUUUAUCGGUGUUACAUCAGCGGAACAUGGAAUCGUUUUACGUGGCUCCGCCUUGAUAUUUUUAUAAAAUUAGUGAUAUUUUAUAAGUUUUCAUAACAGCUGUAGUGGUAUUUUAACAAAAUAUACUAUAUCUGCGUGUGAUAAAGUAUCACCCAAGUGCACAUAUGUGAAAUUACCAUGUCGGAGAUACUAAACCUGGACAUGUUUUUCGAUUCAGAUAAUCUACUUCUGAAUUUCGAUAAAGAUGAUCUAAAACCGAAGAAGAAAGAUAAACAAGAUGUUGAAAAUUUGGAACUGUUUGAUUUGGACUUCUUGAAUUCAAUUCUAAAACCUAACGCUGAUGAAUGCUCACCGUUCGAUCAGUUGCUAUUCCCCAAUGAUAACGAAAUAGUGAAUGAAUCCGGACAUGAAUGCAGUUCUGAUAGUGGUCUAUCUUGUGAACAACAAUUUUCACCUACAAGAACCGAUGAAACUGAAGAUUCUUUAGUGAAUGAUUUCCUGAAUUCCGACGAUGUCCAAGUGACAGAUGUAAAGAUAUUUCCUUUUCAAGAUAAUUCCUCAGAUGAGAGUAUCGUUACAUUGCAUGAGUCGUGUGAUAUAAACGAAGUACAGUUCGACGCAGUCGAAUUUGUCAAAGAAGAGGUUGUGGAAUGUGAAGAAAUUCCAAUUUCAAAUGUUUCUUCUCCGGAUUCAGAUUCAAAUUCUGCCAACGAAAUCUAUGUAAUUACCGAUGAUAAUGAUACAAUGGACGAAAGUACUCAACCGGAAAGCCCUGUUCUUAAGUCUUUUCCCACUUUGCGCGUUGUUAAGUUUAAUGAUCCUGCAUCUCAAACUAGAAUAAUUAAAAGAUUCAAAACUCUAAACCACGCUCAACUACAAGGCAAUCGAGGUAAAAGGAAAUUAUCAGAUGACCUCGUAUCCGAAGAAGGAGCUAGUGACGAUUCUGAUUUCAUAUAUCCUAGGCUUCACCUUACACCUGAAGAACAAAAACUAGCAGCGAAGGAAGGUAUCAAAUUACCAACUCAUUACCCUCUUACAAAGAUAGAAGAACGAGAAUUGAAACGAAUUCGAAGAAAAAUUCGUAACAAGAUUUCUGCUCAGGAUUCUCGUCGUCGUAAGAAAGAAUACGUUGAUGGCUUGGAAGAGAGAGUUAAACGUUGUUCUGAAGAAAAUGCUCAUUUAAUGAAGCGAAUUAAAACGUUACAAAGUCAGAACGUAUCAUUAGCAGCCCAAGUUCGUAAGCUGCAAGCAUCUUUGGCCCGUUGCUCUGGUCAGACAGCUCAACCAAGCACGUGUCUUUUGGUACUUAUCAUGUCACUCGCUCUUGUUUUGGCUCCUACCAUGAGAAAUUCGCCGUUGAAUUCGGAGAACAACGAAGACGAAGGAAUAUCACUAAGCGAAGAUGGCAGUACCACUUCGUUGAAUGCUGGUCAUUCAAGAAACUUACUAUUCUCGCAUAAAGCCCACGAAGGCCAAUGCAAUUUGGAUGAAGAAGCCAAAACUUUGACCGAACAGUUGGAAAACAUGCAACUACCCAAUUCCAACUUAUUGAGCGGUUUGUUGGAUAUGUUAAAAACGAAGAUUGGUAAAGAAAAUACCUUACUAAAGGAUCAUGAUUACUUCCGACCCCGUAAACGGGCUGGCUCCAUUUUGGAGGGCGACGAGUCCCGUUUACCAGCUAAAAUUUCCGCAUCUAAACUCGCCCUUAACGCUGAAAACAUACUAAAUUCCAUCAUCUUGGAAAACACCAAUAAUAAAACAGGACAAUUGAAUACAAAAGAACCAGUCGUUAUUGAUCUGUUGUCAGAAUAAAACUCAUGUUAAAUUUUUUUCAGUUGCAGUAUACCGACAGUUUUGUCAAUUAGGCUGUACACAGCUUUUUGUUGUCCGAUAAUUUUUAAUGACCUUUUUUUUUUCUUUUACAUUUUAGUUAACGAUGCAAUAGUAUUCGGUGACGCCCCGUUCUGUAUAAAUGCUUAUAAAGCGAAUAGCUUUUCUAUUUAUGUUAAGAUUGUUGAAGAUAUUGCAAUAGUACGUGAGUAUUUUGGGUUUUUACUUUCUAAGUUUGUAUAGUAUUCCUUUUCCUUCUCUGUUGUUUUUACAAAACUACCUGUCUUUAGGAUAAGUUAUAUCUAAAUCUAUCAUUACUCAGAAUUCAAGUAAUUGACGCAUUUAAAACCAAAUUAUUUUUCAAGGUGUGGUAUAUAUGGCGAUAUAUACAAUGUGGAAUUUCUUAUAAUGUGAUAAACAGCACAACUAUAAUGCAUACGAAGUAAUUUUACGUUGAAUUGAUAAAAGCUAAGCGUUAUGCAUGUUUCACGACAUAUAGGCCUUGUGCCUGUAGAAUAAAAGUUUGCAUAUAAUGAUACGCUAGUGUUACAGAAUGCUUAAUAUUUCCUAUAUUAAAGCGAAUUAUUUACGACA
Planococcus citri (citrus mealybug) is the source of this 2715-nucleotide messenger RNA. RefSeq names its product CREB-H transcription factor homolog let-607-like. Gene Ontology annotation, cellular component: nucleus. Gene Ontology annotation, biological process: regulation of transcription by RNA polymerase II. Lineage: Eukaryota; Metazoa; Arthropoda; Insecta; Hemiptera; Pseudococcidae. Gene Ontology annotation, molecular function: DNA-binding transcription factor activity, RNA polymerase II-specific; RNA polymerase II cis-regulatory region sequence-specific DNA binding. The transcript has 8 exons. The record is from RefSeq and is a predicted model, not a curated record. Bases 469 to 2103 code for a protein of 544 amino acids.